This is a messenger RNA of Mycosarcoma maydis (corn smut), 1824 nucleotides long. RefSeq lists its product as uncharacterized. The transcript has 2 exons. Bases 1 to 1824 code for a protein of 607 amino acids. The record is from RefSeq and is a predicted model, not a curated record. Gene Ontology annotation, biological process: secondary metabolic process. NCBI's taxonomy places the organism in Eukaryota, Fungi, Basidiomycota, Ustilaginomycetes, Ustilaginales. Gene Ontology annotation, molecular function: CoA-ligase activity.
AUGAUCUUCACCUCGGCCUCCGAGCCCGUUCGAGAGCUCCCAGACGAUCUGGACGUCUACGGAUGUAUGUACGAGUACUUUCCUCCAAGCCGCCCCGACCUACGAAACACAGGCCUGCCACUCCUGAUUGACGAAGAGACGUCGCAACAAUUUACCUUUGAACAAGCCAAGGAAACGACCGAUCAUCUCUCCGUUGCUCUAUAUGAGAAAUGUGGGAUUCGACCCGAUACACGAGCCAGCAUCUAUGCAACCAACAGCGUAUACUUUCCAAUGGCUGUUUGGGCCAUGCACCGUCUUGGCGCUACCAUUUCGCCGGCAAACCCAGCCUUCCUAGCGAAAGAGCUAACAUUCCAGUUGGAAGCGUCUGAUUCAAAGUUGUUGUUUGUCAGCGAGGACGAGGUGUCGCUAGAGAAUGGGUUUGCAGCUGCAAAGCAAGCCAACAUUCCGAGGGACAGGGUGGUAAUCAUUCAGGAGCCGGCGACGGUGCUCAAGUAUACCGAAUCGAACUACGGUCGAAUUCAGCGAAAGUCACAUGGUGCCUGGACGCUCGCCGGUUUAAUCGAGGAAGGACGCGAAGCUGUCAAGGCGAAAGGUCACACAAUCCUUGAUUCGACUCGCUACAAGCUCAAAUCCGGCGAGGGAAAGACCAAGAUCGCCUUCUUGUCCUUUUCUUCCGGGACAACGGGGCUUCCCAAAGGCGUGGCGAUCCAACACUACGCUGUCACGUCAAACGCACUUCAAACUAUGGCUCACAAUAAAGUGGGCAAUACCAUCGGUGCACGCGGUCGCUUCUGCCCUGGAAAAGAUGUGUCCUUGGGCGUGCUUCCGCAGUCCCAUAUCUAUGGACUUUCGACUGUGACGCACUUCCCUUUCUUUGCUGGGAUUGCCAAUUUGGUUCUGCGCAAGUUUCGUGGGAUCGAAGCCAUGAUCCAGACCAUCAUCAAGUACAAGAUCAGUCUGUGGUGGGUGGUUCCUCCCCAAGUGGUGCUGCUUUGCAAAGAUCCGUGCGUCGGCAAGUAUCUUGACGAUCUUCGCAAGGUCGGUCGGUUCGCCAUGGUCGGUGCAGCGCCUCUUUCAGAUGAACUGAGUCGCCAGUUCACCAAGCGCUUCCCAGACCUGGACUGGGGCCAAGGAUCGGGUAUGACCGAGACAUGUUCCGUGACCACCAUGUUCCCCGUCGGUGAGCGCGCUGUUAUGGGCUCGGCCGGACGACUCAUUUCCAACACGGAAGCCAAGGUGGUCGAUUCCAACGGUAACGAGCUUGGCUACGACGAGUUGGGCGAACUUUGGCUUCGUGGACCUCAGAUCACCCUCGGCUACACCAACAAUGAACAGGCUACAAAAGACACUUACCUUCCUGACGGAUGGCUGCGCAGUGGAGAUGAAGUCAAAAUCAGCCGUCAGGGGGACGUGUUCUUCAUUGAUCGCUUGAAAGAGCUGAUCAAAGUGAAAGGGUUCCAAGUGGCACCUGCCGAGUUGGAGGGAUUUCUGCUAGAUCAUCCAGAUGUCUCGGAUUGCGGCGUAAUCGGCAUUCCAGACGAAGCAGCGGGUGAACUGCCUUUUGCGUUCGUUGCGCUGUCACAUAAUGCCAGGAAGCGUACCAAAGAGGGAGGAAGCGACCAGGAGAAUGCCAUCAAGAGCUCCAUCAUCAAAUUUGUUGCUGACAACAAGGUUCGCUACAAACACCUCUGUGGUGUCACUUUCCUCGACACGAUCCCAAAGACGGCAUCGGGCAAAAUCCUGCGCCGAGAAAUGAGAGAAAUGGCCAAGAAGCUGCCUGCCGAAGCAUUCCGGGAGAAGCGCAGGAUUGUCGUCAAAAUGUGA